Molecule: messenger RNA, 174 nt
Organism: Plenodomus lingam JN3
Lineage: Eukaryota; Fungi; Ascomycota; Dothideomycetes; Pleosporales; Leptosphaeriaceae
Source: RefSeq, a predicted model, not a curated record
AUGUUCGCUUCUCGUCCUCUGGCUUUUGAAAUCGCAGUUGACCCUGAAGAAUGUCAGAUAUAUAAAUUUGGCGCCAGAAUUCUGGAAAUCAAAGUUAACGAUGCCAAUUCUUCAGAUGAAGAGGGGGGAAAUUUAGAAUGGGUACCGGCCAAGACCAAAUCUAGAGAGUUAUAG